UUACUAACAUCGAGAUAAGGAUCCGCCAAAAAGUGUAUUUUAAAAGCAAGUCUGAGUGCCAAGUGUUGUUUGUUGGAAUGUGAAGUAUUUUCAUUUUUUUAAAUAUUUGCUGCUUGUUUCAAACCACUACCUUUUAAAAUCAUUAAACAUAAAUAUAUUGUAAAAAUGACGGAAAGAGUUAUUUCUUUGAUAGACAUGGAUUGCUUUUACUGCCAAGUUGAAGCUCGUUUAAAUCCUUCAUUAGAUGGACGUCCUAUGGCUGUCAUUCAGUACAAUCAAUGGAAAGGAGGAGGGAUCAUUGCUGUCAAUUAUGAAGCGAGAGACAAAGGUGUAAUAAGGUCUAUGCGAGGAGAUGAUGCUAAGAAGCAUUGUCCAGAAAUCAUUUUAGUAUCUGUGCCUACUGUAAGAGAAAAAGCAGAUUUAACUAGGUAUAGAGAUGCUGGAAGAGAGGUUUUAGCCGUAUUGUGCAGAUUCAGCAAUUGUGUUCAAAGAGCUAGUGUUGAUGAAGCUUAUAUUGAUCUCACAAAAGCAGUUGAAGAAAGGAUGAAAUCUCUUUCUCAAUUCAGUCCAGAUAAAUGGAAAUCAACAUUUGUUGUAGGAUACUCUACAAAUUCCUCAAAUGAUGAAGGAGAAAGGAAGAAUGGAUUCAGAGCUUGGUUAGAAGAUUCAGAUUCACUUAAAAAUACUGCUUCACUUAAGCUUGCUGUUGGCGCUUUAAUAGUUGAAGAAAUUAGGGAAACUGUUUUAUCUGAAACUGGUUUUAAAUGCUCUGCUGGUAUUGCUCAUAAUAAAAUUUUGGCUAAAUUAGCAUGUGGACUUCAUAAACCAAAUCGUCAAACUAUUUUACCUCUAGAAUGUGUUUUGGAACUCUAUAAAACAUUACCAGUGAAGAAGAUAAAAAAUUUAGGUGGUAAGCUGGGUGAUAAUGUUGUUGAAAAACUUGGUUGUAAAACCAUGAGUGAUUUGCUGAAAUUCACUGAAAAAGAACUUCAAGCUAAAUAUGAUGAAAAAGCAGGAUCAUGGCUAUACAACAUAGCACGUGGUUUAGAUAAUGAGCCAGUCACAGCCCGCCUGCUAUCUAAAAGUAUUGGUUGUUGUAAAAAUUUUCCUGGUCGUGCUGCUUUAAAUAAAACUAAAGAUGUGCACCAUUGGAUAAAUAAAUUAGCUGAAGAACUAUCUGAAAGGUUGCUAGAAGAUGAAGUUAUGAAUAAACGAAGAGCUAAUUUGUUGACAGUGUCAAUGCACUUGGAAAUAAACAAGAAAGAUAAUGCUUCAUCUAAAUCAGUAGUUUUAUCAUCUUAUGAAGUUGACAAGAUAUUUAUUGUAGCUGAACAAGCUCUUAGAAAAGUUUGUAAAGUAGAUCCAUCUAUUGAUAACUGGUAUCCACCAAUAAAACAUUUAGGGCUUUCAGCUGGUAAAUUUUCUAACAGUUCAAACAAAAUUUUAAAAUUUUUUAAACUUUCUGAAAAUUCAAAUCUCAAUAGUACCAAGACAAAUUGCAACACAGACAAUGCAGCACCAAUUUCAGAAAAUGAAAAUAAGUCCUCUUUCUUUGAACGUAUGUUUCAGCGUGAUGUUUCAGAUUCUAACAAGAAAUUGAAUAUGGUUCCUGAUUUUUCAAAACAUGACUUAUAUGUUGACAGUGAAGAUUCUCAAAGUUCGAUGGUAAAGGCAGUCAAUGAAAACAGAGAAUCUCCUGAUGAAAGUCAAAAAGAUAAUAUCAAAAGAAAACUGUUUAAUUUAGAAAAUGAUGAUAAUGAACUAGAACACAUUGAUGGAAAAAAGACAGAAACUGAUUCAAAAAAAUAUUUUGUUAUUGAACAGUCAGCAGUUAAUUUGAAUGAAAAAAAUGUUGAGAAAAAGAACACGUUAACAAAUUUUCUAAAUCAACAAGUCAAGCAAGAAGAAGAAUGGAUUAAACCUGAAGAAUUAUUUCCAGAUAUCUCUCAAAUUGAUGAUGACUUACUAAGUGCUCUUCCUUUAUCUUAUAGAAAUAAAGUUAUGAAGUUGAAAGAAAGUUUUGAUAGGGAUUUGAACACAAAGGAACAUGGUGUAAUAAACAACAUAGCUGUUAGUAAUGGAGAAAAACUCAGUAGUGAAUCAUUAAGUGCAGGCAAUAGCUCAUUUAAAUGUGAAGAAUGUGGUGAGAUUGUUGAAGAUUAUGAAUUGCAUCAGGACAUGCAUGUUGCUAUAAAGUUGGAUAAAGAACUGAAUUCUAUCCCCCAAGUUGUGAACAGAACAAGUUCUUCUACGAUAAAUGACAAGGACAAAAAAAGGAAACUGAAAAGCUGUGGCAAGAAAAAAAACUCUGAUAACACAAAAAAAAUGAAGAGUAUAGAUAUGUUUUUUAAAAAAUAAUUGAAUUUUAGAAAUACUAUAAUAUGUUAAUAUUUGUUUAUAAAAAAGGAGUAUAUAAUUUAUAAGAAUUUCAUCAGUUUAUUGCAAAAAGUCACUUAAAUAAGUGCAAUGUGAUAAUUAUUCAAAGAAAAAAAUAUAGUAAGUACAUCAAAAUGACAGAAACUUUUUGAUAUAUCACAUAUAGUAUAGUACAUUUGCACAAUGCUCUAAUUUUACAAAGGAAACAUUCUUUUUAAUUCAAGGUUAUGUAAUGUUACUUCAUGACUUUUUGCAAUCAACCAACGAUUUACUUAUUAAAGUGUUUUUGUUAUGUAGAACUGGUUGUUAAAUAUUUUUAUGUACAAAAUAUAUAUUUUAAUGUAUAUAGAUUUUAUCAGAAACCCAAAAGAAAUUUUAAUUUUUAAAUGAUAUCUGUGUAAUAAUAUUAUUUAUUUGAAUUGAUGUUAUUAAAGUUUUAUUAUUAAUGAUUAUGUCAUCGAAAUUGUAUUUUGUUUGAAUAGGAUCGCUAUAUAUUUUAUUUUUGUUCAAGUUAAAUCUUAAAAAAAAAAAAAAACUACACCAUUUGUCAAUGGGUCAUUCUUAAAUUAUUUGACCAUUUAAUAUUUCUCGAUCUAGGAAUUCGGGUAUAAAAAAAUAUCAACUAUUUGAAGAAAAAUUGAUCUUCAAUAUUAGUAUAGAUAUCCUCGAUAAUAAACUUGAGCGUGAAUUGUCAGUUUUCUUAAUAUUAGUUUUCCUUUUCUUUUCAUUUUGAAAAUGGGAUUUUGCUCAGAGUGUUACUGCGUAAAGAAAAGACAUAGAGAAAAAUGAUUCUUGGUUGUCAUCUUUAAGCUUAAAAAAUCACUCUGAAAGUUAUAAAUUUCUGAAAUAGAUAAAUAUAAUCUAGAAUAAUACAACUUACUGCUUAAUAUGUAAGUUGAUUUCAAUCUUUUUAUCUUUUAUAGAAACUUUUCACAACAACAUUCAUAAAAUGUACAAUAGAUUUAUAAAAAGCAAACCUUGGUUAUGCAUUUUUUAUUAAAAUUAAAAUAGGUGUUUUCAAAAAUGAUUGAGCAGAUAGUUACUUAAUAUGUAUUUCUAAAGAAAAAAUAGCCUCCAACAACAUAAUUUACUUCCAUAGAAUAAAGUUACAAAUAAUUCAUCCAGUUGAAAUAAACAAACUUUAUUAGCAUAUUAGAGAGACAUAUAAUGGCUAUAAAUGUAAUAAAGAUAAAAAUAAACUGUAAAUAUUUGAUGUCAAAAUAAAAAAAAUUAAGAAAGAAAAAAUGAAAAUUUUCUGUCAUUUCAUAAAAGCCUUUAAGGAAUGCAACUAAAUUCAUCCUUCUGUUAUUUAAAUGCUUAUAGUAAAGAAACUGGUAUGAUCAAUUGGUGGUAGGAACAAUUAAAAUAUUAAAUUUAUUAGAAUAAUAGUUACAUUUGUUAGGUUUUCAUACGACAUUGCUGUUACUAAUAUAACACAAUUUUGGACAGGUAUGAAACCUUAAGCCUAAAUAAAUACGCCAUAACUACUAAUUUUGCAUUUAUCAUCCAUAAUGUCCAAAAUUUUAAAAAUUAAUGGAUGCGGAUUGAUCCAUAUCAAAGCAUGAAGAAAUUCGCAUCCUCACCUUAGGGACAUAACAUUCAUUUCAUUUUUUUAUAUUCACAUUGAGAUAUAGUUGAGGUACAUUUGUUUUAUGUGACCAUUCCAUACCUUAAAAACAAUACAAAGAAUUGAUACCAUUGUUUUUUUAAUAUGAAAUAAUGUGUGAGAAGAAAUGUAAAGUGCGGGGACAUCGAAUGGUCAAAUGAUAUAAUGAUGACCCAUAUAACAAAAUCAAUUUGCUCCCAAAGAAAUUAAUAAAACCAUGCAGUUUAGAAACAGUUAUUUCCAUGUUAAUCACUCAUAUUUACAUUUAUUAUAUGUAUAUAUUAUACUCAUAUAUUAUAGUAUAUAUAUGUGUGUGUAGAUAGUAUAUAUUAUAUACUGAUAUAUUUUGAGAUUUCUUUUAAUGACUGUCCUUACCAGUAAUAUAACAGCAUCUUUUGUGGCUAUGAAAAAAGUUAUUUUAGUGUACAGACAAUUUUUUUCAUUACUAUUUUAGAAGUUUAUAACCAGUUUCUUUUACAAGAAUUGAUAUCAACAUAAUUGUUUUAUUUAUUUUAAUAUGUAAUAUUAUUGCCUUAUUAAAAAAUGUGAUAUUU
Messenger RNA from Nezara viridula (southern green stink bug), 4536 nucleotides. The record is from the annotation of a GenBank genome assembly. Lineage: Eukaryota; Metazoa; Arthropoda; Insecta; Hemiptera; Pentatomidae.